Messenger RNA from Necator americanus (New World hookworm), 1257 nucleotides. RefSeq lists its product as uncharacterized. The record is from RefSeq and is a predicted model, not a curated record. The transcript has 2 exons. Bases 1 to 1257 code for a protein of 418 amino acids. Lineage: Eukaryota; Metazoa; Nematoda; Chromadorea; Rhabditida; Ancylostomatidae.
AUGAGAGAUCGGCUCGUCAUCAGCAUCGAAAAUUACACCAUAUACUGCGGCGAUGUAGAUGAGAACAAAGAAUGUGGCUGCGCGAUAGCUGUGAGGAAAGAUUACAAGAACCUGGUGGAGGAAUUUGGCUCAACGUCGUCUAGAUGCGCCUUUCUACGACUGCGGGAUCGCGGAGGACAUAAACUCUGGAUCGUAAGUGCUCACGCACCUACGGAAACCGCUGAGGACAACACUAAGGACGCCUUCUAUGAUGAACUCAAUGCGUUGAUGUCUAAAAUACCAAGCCAGCAGGUGGUCAUUGUCGGAAUCGACGCAAAUGCGAAGAAAAAAAAUUGGUGUUGGAGGAAAAUGAGGAAUCAUCGACGCCAUCAGCUCACGUGGCAGGGGUCAACCCUUUUAACGCCUGAAGAGCAGCGCAAGCGGAAGAUGAGGACUCUUAAACUUCAGCUCGACUACGUUCUGGCGAGGAACAUUCCUCAGUCAGAUAUCCGAAAAUCUAGAGCUGUUUGGGACGUCGCGUUCGACUCUGACCACCGUCCAGUUCUUCUCAGCUCCAAGAUACGGUUCCACAAGAGAAACCGAGGAGUUCCUCUUCAACCGAAAAUCGACAUGGCAGGUCUGAAAGACGAUGAAUGCAGAAGAAAAUUCCGCCAACGUGUGUCUAUUCAUGUUGGAGUACGGACCAGGAAGAAGCUUAGCGAUGCGGAUUCCUUUACAAAGUGCAUCCAGGACGCUGCAAGGGAAACGCUCCCGGUUCUAUUGCCGCAGAAGAAGUUUGCCUUUGCAUCUGCGGAAACAAAAUCCACAUACAAUUCUGUAUUUGUCGUGCGCAGCGCUGGUGACUUCAACCAGGAAAAGCGUCUUAGAAGGAAGCUGCGUCGUCAACUGCAACAAGACCGCGGUAACGAGUGGAAGUCAAGAGCGAUGGAGUUUGAGAAGGCGUGGGAGGACAGGAACCCGCGGAAAGCCUAUACUCUACUAAAACAGUAUAGCGGCAAAAUGAAAAGAUGUUCCCCUGUCCUCAACACUGCCAGUGGGGCAGCUGUCGGUGAAGCAACCCUUCCAAUUUGGAAGGAACACCUCAAGACCUUGCUGAACCGGCUAACACCGUCAGCCCCUGAACUCGAACACGUUCAUAGACCGACAUACGCGGUUAAUGAGGAGCCACCGACCGUGUCAGAGGUCCUGGUCUGUAUUCAAAAAAUGAAGAAUGGAAAAUCUGGCGGAGACGAGACGGGAUUAGCGCAGAAAUGCUAA